AUGGACCCAUCUAUGACUAUCUUCGAUUUACGAUUAUCACUGUCUUCUAUUCAUCUUAGAUCCAACAAUAUUCGUGAAUUGAUAAUGAUCAGUCAACAUUGACUGUGGACAUUUGUAUCUAUCUUUUGUGGAUGUUGUGUAUACAUCUCGCAACUUGUCAGGGCUAACUAGCGCAGCAACUCGCCAUGGAGCUCGAGCAUGCAUCGUAUUGCGAAUAUAAUCUCUUCUCGUUUUUAACGAUGAUUUCUUGGGGGGAGGGGGGCUUUAUUCCAAUAUGAAUAACGGUCAAGAAAUAACCAUAAUUAUCAUGACCCCUUCGAUGUCUACGACAGCAAUAAUGGAGGAGCGGAUUACUCUCCUUGAACAUAGCAAGACAGGAACGGGCCAUGGUGAUUUGCGUAUCGAAGGCGAUAUGCAGAGGGCAGAAUUCAGUAUGGUGUAUUACGAAGUCAUGGAGUAUACACUUACAGACAUGUACGACCGUUCACGCGGUACGUCUCAACUCAAAUCUUCUUGCUCGACAAGGUACGUUCAUGGGACUUUGAUGCGGGAGAAGAGACGCCCCUCGAAAGAGACCCGCGAAAAAAAGGUGGUUUUUGCGCUUUUACAAUGCCUUGUUUUUGGUAUUCGGAAGAAACUGCGAUGGUUCCUAUCCCAUCACGUGUCUCUCCCACUGUCCCAAAAAACUGCUGCUGCACGAGAUUGUCUUGCACCAUUAAUCGAGAGAUUUAAGUCUCCGGGAGUUAACAUCACAAACAGUCCAUUCCUUCCGGUUCGAAGAGUGGGACUCAGGACGGAAUUCCAGCUACUGCCAUAAGGACGAAGCUACAACGUUCAUAGUCUAUCCGUGCAUUAUAUCUCAAAGACAACAUGGUGAAGAUUGAAGAAGUCACUGACGCGGACCGCGAAAGGCCGAACUCCCCUUACUCCUCUUCAUCAAGAAACUCUUCCAGCACAUCUUUAUCAAUCGUUGUCUCAAACGACAAGAUUGUUGAAGAGAGGGACAAAAUUCGCUGGCAAUGUCGUGUGGA
Messenger RNA from Cantharellus anzutake, 1031 nucleotides. RefSeq lists its product as uncharacterized. Bases 275 to 817 code for a protein of 180 amino acids. Lineage: Eukaryota; Fungi; Basidiomycota; Agaricomycetes; Cantharellales; Hydnaceae. The record is from RefSeq and is a predicted model, not a curated record. The transcript is spliced from 4 exons.